Molecule: messenger RNA, 2927 nt
Organism: Exophiala dermatitidis NIH/UT8656
Lineage: Eukaryota; Fungi; Ascomycota; Eurotiomycetes; Chaetothyriales; Herpotrichiellaceae
Product: pantoate-beta-alanine ligase
Exons: 1
Coding region: 386-1561 (391 amino acids)
Biological process (GO): pantothenate biosynthetic process
Molecular function (GO): pantoate-beta-alanine ligase activity
Source: RefSeq, a predicted model, not a curated record
CAGAAACAUGCCAUCGUCUGCCAUGGUGGGCAGGACGGCUGUAUAAAGAAAGCCGAGGUUUGACUCGGGUGAUGAGGCUGGUGGAGGGAAAAAAGAUGCGAGGCUCUCGAAACUUUUUUAGAGCGACGUUGAAGAAUGCGGAGAGACAGAGACACUGCGACUCCGAUUGGUGGCCUCCCGCCCGCCCAACAAGGCACAACAUACUGUAAGUGAUUCCAGCUCCAGCCUCUUCUCAACACCACGCUGCAGUUUCCAUCAUGAAUGCUUAUGAGUGCCCGUGAAAAAGUUUGUUUGCGCUCACGGGGCUCAAGAUGAAGCAGCUGUUCCUUGUGUCGAAAAAUCCUCAAGCCGCCUCAAGAACCUUCAGCUUACGAGCACCCUUACCAUGGAGAGAAUCGCCCCGAGAACAAACCGCUUUCGGAGUUUAGGGGGCCUUGUAUGCCACCGACCUGCCCUUGUCUCGCCGCGGGCAAUAUACAGACCCUUUUGGGAGCCACCACGAUGUUCCUCUAACACGAGUAAUCCUUCAACACCCUUCCCGGUCUUUCGCGAUGUUCCUCCGCUGCGCGAGGUGCGGCGGAAACUGCUACGAGAAGGGAAAGAGGUGGGCUUCGUUGCAACCAUGGGAGCAUUACAUGAGGGACAUUUGUCGUUGAUCAGACACGCCCUCGAGGAGAACAACGACGUGUUCGUCUCCAUAUUUGUCAAUCCAACCCAGUUUGCUGCGCAUGAAGACCUGGACGCCUAUCCUCGGACCUGGGAGGAGGACAUGCAGAAGCUGAAGCAAGUACAAGAGGAACACGCCGCUUCGUCGUCAGGGCGCAACAAGGACUCAAUCAUCCGCGGCGUCUUUGCCCCUACCGUCAAGGUCAUGUACCCUACGUUACCACCCACGUCGGACAUUGCGGGCGACGGGUCUUUUGUCACCAUCACGCCAUUGGGGUCGCAACUCGAAGGGGCUUCGCGGCCAAUCUUCUUCCGUGGAGUCGCAACAGUGUGCAUGAAGCUGUUCAACAUUGUCCAACCGGAUCGAGUAUACUUUGGACAGAAGGACAUCCAGCAAUGUCUUGUGAUCAAGCGCAUGGUCAAGGAUUUCCACAUCCCGACUGAAGUGCGCGUCAUUCCUACAAUCAGGGAGCCGGACGGUCUGGCCAUGAGUAGCCGCAACGUCUACCUCGGUGAGAGGCGGAGGAAGGAUGCCGUGGUACUGUCCAGAGCUCUGUUUGCUGCUCGAGAUCUAUAUAACUCGGGUGAGCGGCUGGGGAAGAACAUUAGACAAGCGGCAUACGAUGUGUUCAGCAGAGAAGCAUUGGCGAAGAGACAAGAUGGCAAGCUGGGUGGAAGUGCGCGCAUCGAAAUCGACUACAUUGCACUGAGCGAUCCGGAUGACAUGAAAAUGAUCAAGGAUUCCCAGAAGGUCGACCCGACUCGUGGAGCAAUCCUCAGCGCUGCGAUCUUCGUAUGGCCGGUCGACUCUCCGAAGAACGACGAGGAAACGAACCAGCGCACCGUGAGGCUGAUUGACAAUGUCAUUCUUGAGCCACAGCAGAGUGGUUCAUGAUAUAAACUAACCUGCCUACUGUGACUACCCGAGAAACAGGCAGGUCUCGUAGAAGGGCCUAAUUUUCAAACUGGCCCGAGCGAUGGCAGGAUAUACAUGUUGAGGAUCAAACAGGAUUACAUGAAAACAUGGGAAUCAAUUGCCACAAGCGCAAAAAACGCCCGGCGUGAAGCUGAAGGAUAUCACUGCCAGGCCGGACAUGCACGGAUUGGAUGGACUGUCAGGAAGUCCCAGAUAAUGUCUGUCUCAUGUGUGUCUAUUUCGUGGACUAGUAUAUGUCCCAUAAAGAUAUUUUCCCGUCUUUGCCGCCAGCUGCCAGCCAGUGGGUCAUGCGGGCUUUUUCUUCUCGCUGCCUCUUGAUCAUGUCAAGGGCACUAACAGACGACGUGACUGCAUGCGACGUACCAGGCGAGGCUUCAUGGUCAGAGUUCGACUCUAUCACGCCGGUGGUCUCGUCAGGCAGGAUAUUCGCAAAAGCCGUAGCGUAACAUCCCACCUUGUGCCAUUUCAAGACAGCCAGUUCUUUCAGUGUGCGGGACGAGUACACCCGGACCCGGGCAUCCCAACCAGCCGUGGCAAAAAUCUUACCGUCCGAUCGCACACUCAAGCCUUGCUGGCCGGCAUGUUUGGUGUUUACAAGCUUCUCCGGCUGUAAAUCGCCCUCCUCUUUCCUGUCGCUGAGCGCGAGGGAGAACUUGGCGAUCAUGGCAUCUGCCCCAGAAGUAAAGAAGUAGUCUCUCGACGGCAGCACGCCCAGUGAGAGGACCGGCUGAGAAUGCGGCUUACUGACCGCUCGCAGCUGCCAGUGACUCCGACUCUGAUUCUGGCCAUCAGCCGAUAGUCUCCCAUGAUACGAAUGAACCAUCACCCGUCCAUCUUCGUACCCGGACACCAAAACUAGUGUUUCUGAAUUUUGCCUGGCAUGGAACAACGACACUGCCAUCACCAUACCGGUGGUGCAGUCCGUUUGUGAGUAGAUUUGAGAUAUUCGCUUUUCGGAAGGGAGUUGGAAAAUGUCGAUUCCGCCUGAAUCCAGCCCGUUGGGCGACGCAAUUAAUUGCGGUGUUGGUGCGCUGCUGUUCUGCCGCUGCCUCUGCUGAUGGGGAUCUUCUUCUUCGUCACACAUGGAAAAGGCGCAGAAGUUCAGCGCGUUGACCGACAGCGAGUGUAAUAGCCAUGGUUGUGCUUGGGUACUGGUAUCGGCGGAUGCUUGCUCGGCGGGUAGUCUCUGACUGAGUCUAUUGAGGUCUUCUGAGCGGACCUGCCAGACUCGUAGCUUGUGGUCUCUUCCGUGGCUGUAAGGAGGUUCCUCAGUGAACAAAUUAGAACCGUUAAAGACACUUUCCACUGUAAUGCAACGGCGUCC